UAUAAACAUGUUGACUUCCAACUGAAGCUGCUUUUUUGCCUCUGAGACCAAGACUUUAUAAAGAACAGACGGAAAAGGAGACUGAGGAGACAACACACAUAUUACAUUACUGUGGAUUGUUUGGAGCAUUAUUAUAUCUUACCAUACCGUGGCUGGAAGAGAGACUCAAUGUCGUCACCGUGCCUCAGCAGUAUCUUGACUCGUGCCAAUCUGACGAUGUAUCAGACUGGCUUCACUGAAAGCCCACCACAUCAGCUCCAUGGGCCACCCAGCCUUAAUGCUUUGGAGAGCAGAGGCUACAACACAAGAGGUGUAUGGUACAAACAGAUAAGCCCUCACUACUGGACAGCAGACCAAGUUCUAGAGUGGAUCAGUGACCAUGUUGAGAGCAACAAGUUUGAUGCGAGCACCCUAAGUCUGGCUUUCUGUUCCAUGGAUGGCCAGGUCCUCUGCCACAUGAACCUAGAGGAGAUGGUUGGAAUCUUUGGCCCACAGCUUGGUCCACAACUUUACCAAAGCUUAGAAGAAUACAAGACCAAACAUGAAAUCCAGAGUCUCUCAGGGCCAGAACUAAGUGAGACGUGUCAACUUCUGGAUAACUUCUUGGACAACUUGAACUUCCCUUUGUUGAGUUCUAUCAAAAUUGGCCAUGAUGAUGAAGCUGAGAGCAAGAGAAAUUUUGAUUACCGGGAUGGUUAUGAUCUGGCUAGACUGACCAUGGAGUCCAUGACAACUCUGGAGGACACUGAUUACCUUUCUGAUAAUCCAUCCGACAGUGAAUGCAGCUCCUCUGCCAACAGUGGCAUGUUUGGAUCUAUGAGCUCACCAGAGUCUGGUAGCAGUGAGUCAGACCCUGAAUCCUCAUACGCAGGGUCAAAGGUCCACAUCAAAACAGAAGAUGGAGAAUGUCGCAUGAAGAGACCCCGAGGGCGGCCUCCUAAGAUCAACAGAGAACACAGCAGCAGCAUAUAUAACAAUACAAGGAAAAUAAAACAUGCACCCCGUGGUACCCACCUGUGGGAAUUUAUCAGGGAUAUUCUCAUCCACCCAGAGAAGAACCAGGGCCUGAUGAAGUGGGAAGAUCGUCGAGAGGGUGUGUUCAAAUUCCUCAAGUCUGAGGCUGUCGCCCAGAUGUGGGGUCAGAAAAAGAAGAACACCAGCAUGACCUAUGAAAAACUCAGCCGGGCCAUGAGGUAUUACUACAAGAGAGAGAUUUUGGAACGAGUUGAUGGCAGAAGACUUGUAUACAAGUUUGGAAAGAAUUCCAGUGGUUGGAAGGUUGAGGAGACAGGCGCCAGCAUCUGAGGCAUCAGUCACUAAGUGGCUAGAGACCACAAAGCUGUCCAGAGCAGGAGUUUAGGAACCAGAAAACCUGUCUUGCCUGGCUGGAAAAAAGUCGUAACUACCAAAAAGUUUAAGACAAAACUUCCUCUUACAGGGAAGGUGUUACAGAAAAUGUAAGCCAUUGUGUUUGGCUCCAGUAGGUUUUAUGAACCAAUAUUAUGUGUUUAAUAUUAUAUGUUUUUUGUGUUUUAUAUUUUGAUCCUCAUUACAGAAACUUUAGAUGUGAUAUUUUUGAGUGUCUGCAAACACAGUAAUAAUAGUUCAGAGUUUGCAUUUAGGUUUUUUUGUAGAUUCAGGACUAACUAAUCUGUCUUGUGUCUAAAGUUUUUGUUAUGGGACAUGGGAAUGAAUAACUGUUGUGGCACUGGAAAUAUUUAAUUUCUUUAUUGUUCUGUCAUGUUUUCCAUCAAAAUCUAAAAUUAGUUGUUGAUCUAAAUGUGAGAUUACAUUUGGAAAACACAAAUUAAAGACAGAACAGAGAGAAAUAAUGUAGGUCACGUUUUUUACGUUAACUUUUACUUUAUGUUCUACCUAUCUGUACGACUUGUUAUAAAGUGUUCUUACUAAUUUUUUAUUAAAGAACACCUGAUGAGUAACCCAGUGCUUUAGUUGAUGAAUUUUAUGAUUUGAUGCCGAUUGUUUUCACGUGAAUAAUAAAUAUUUCACUCAUCAGUCUCUGUAUUAGUGGAUGUGAGAAAUAAACCACAAUGUAAAUUGUAA
Messenger RNA from Girardinichthys multiradiatus, 2064 nucleotides. RefSeq names its product E74-like factor 3 (ets domain transcription factor, epithelial-specific) (gene elf3). The coding region runs from base 169 to 1305 and encodes 378 amino acids. Gene Ontology annotation, biological process: regulation of transcription by RNA polymerase II; cell differentiation. The record is from RefSeq and is a predicted model, not a curated record. Gene Ontology annotation, cellular component: nucleus. Gene Ontology annotation, molecular function: DNA-binding transcription factor activity, RNA polymerase II-specific; sequence-specific DNA binding. The transcript has 9 exons. NCBI's taxonomy places the organism in Eukaryota, Metazoa, Chordata, Actinopteri, Cyprinodontiformes, Goodeidae.